Messenger RNA from Neoarius graeffei (lesser salmon catfish), 3478 nucleotides. Its product is annotated as E3 ubiquitin-protein ligase Topors-like. NCBI's taxonomy places the organism in Eukaryota, Metazoa, Chordata, Actinopteri, Siluriformes, Ariidae. Gene Ontology annotation, molecular function: ubiquitin protein ligase activity; metal ion binding. Gene Ontology annotation, biological process: protein monoubiquitination; protein polyubiquitination. The record is from RefSeq and is a predicted model, not a curated record. The transcript has 3 exons. Bases 190 to 3072 code for a protein of 960 amino acids.
UAAUUCCUCCAUGUUUUUUCCUCUGUGGCAGAACUGGACAACAAGCGAAACGAUGGCAUUAAUAAAGUUAUUAACUUGAUAUGAUGGUCCUGGGAUAAAUAUAAUGUUUAGAUCUUGAUGGAUGUGUGUAAUAGCACGGCUUUAAUAGCUUUACUGUAGCAGGAGCUCGCGCAGCAGCAGUCGUCUGAGAUGAUGGCGCCCACAAAGAUGAAGCUGCGUGUGAGGCGUCCCGAGACGUCCCCGGACUCAAAAUGUCCGAUCUGCCUGGACCGCUUUGUGAAUGUGGCGUCUGUGGAACGCUGCUUGCACCGUUUCUGCUUCCGCUGCAUCCGCGAGUGGGCCAAGAACAAAGCAGAGUGCCCACUAUGCAAGCAGCCUUUCCGCUCCAUCUUCCACUCGGUGAGGGCUGAGAAUGACUUCAAAGAGUUUGUGGUGCUGGAGGACAAUGCACAGAGUGCGACCACAUCAGCGUCAGUUACAAUGACUGCAACAGCAGCAGCCCCUGCUAACCAAAAUGACACUGAAAGCACAGGGCCACGAACUCGGCGUUCCAGAGCAACAAGGACCAGGCAGAGGCGGAGUCAGAGAGGACAAGAUCCUACCCCUUCUGCUUCCUCGAUGGAUGGCGUGGGACUGGAUCAUGUGACAUUGAUGCAGCGAGAUCAAGCUUGCCUGCAGCAGCAGCUGCUGCCAUGGUUACGCCAAGAGCAAGUCAUGGGAACCAAUCCCAGUGAGCUCCGCCCCUUCCUGCUGGCACGCACUGACCACAUCCUGCAUGAGUUGGUGAGCUUUGCACGUUCCAUCGAGGCCAUGCAGUUUCCCCAGGCCCAAAGCUAUGAGGACGACACUGGCUCCCAGUCCUCUAUAAUCAACAUCUCGGAGGAUGAAGAUACCGAGGAAGCAGAUGUUGCUGAGGACACCACCCAGGACUGCGUACCCAUGGGUCCCAUGGCAACUAGCAGUGAAAUCUCUCUCAGCCAGUCUGCUUGGGAUGACGAGACUCCAGGCCCCUCCUACUCCACUCUCAGCCAUCCACAGUCGGAGGAAGUGGAGCCUGAGGGGAACCAAUUAGGAGGAACCAUCUCUGCCACAGAACAGCAUGAACACAAUGAUGAAGAAGAGUGUAUCAUUGUUGGUUAUGUGAAGCCGAUGGCUGAGCGAACUCCUGAACUCGUGCAGCUCUCAUCUGACUCUACUGAGGAGGAGGAGGGGAACAAGGUGUCUGCCACGGAGACAGUAAUGAAGGCGGAGACGUCACUGCCAUCUCAGGAGCAAGCUCCAAUCUCUCCGAAGCCGUAUCCCUCCACUUCACACACAGAGAGAGGAGGGAACGUGGAGCAGUUUCAAGAGCAUGAUGCUGGGAAGCACUCGCAUCACAGGAGGAAGGAACACACUCCAAGGCGUGGCUUUAGGAAACCAUCACACUCGCUUUCAGGGUCACAUUCUCAGACGAGUAGUGAGAGUUCUCCCCAGAGUGGACAUUCUGUAAAAAUCAGAAGAUCCCAUCCAAGAUUGAGCUGUCGAGAACCAAGGAGGCAGGGUCACCACUUAUUAGGGCGGAGCCCCACCAUUUUUGCCAAAAGAGACGGCUCCUCUUCGGAGGAACUCAUUCCAACUCGACCCAUUUCUACACGAGAAAAAUCAUCCAAGUCUUUCUCCCCAUGGGAUUCAGCCAGUCAUGACAGUGAGCGCAAAAAGAAGAGGAGGAAGAGGAGGAGAGAGAGAGAAACUGAGAGGAGUAGAUCUCCUCAUUGGGAGUCACGGCAUCGCCACAGUGACCGCGAGCUCUGGCUUCAUAGCAGCAGUAGCAGCAGUGAUGCGGAUUCACGUCGGGAAAAACCUGCUGGGAAACGUAAAUACAAAACACGGCACCUAGAGAGAACGGCCCACCGGCGAAGCAGCAGAAAAUUGAGGGAGAGGGAACGAGAGAGGGAGCGAAGCCCAAGCGUGGAAAUCAUCUUUGAGCGCCGGGUCUCCAACACACACUCGAGGGGCAGGAGGCACAAAAAGAAGAGUCGCAGAAAAGAGAGAGUGCAGAACUCCCCUACUGUUAUCACUAUAGAUAGUGACAGCAGCAGUGAUCACACCGCUGGCUGUCAGAACCAUCACACGGAGACUAACAGUCACACUGCUGACUAUCAGCACCAGCUUAUGGAUGAUGACCACAAUGACGGUGCUAAUGAUCACAUCAUUGACUAUCAAGACAACACUGCUGACGACAAUGAGCCCGUUUCAGACUGCAGCGAUCACACCAUUGAUUAUCAGGAACGUCUUGCUGAGUUUAGCGAUCGUUCCAUCGAUGAUAAAGACUGCAAUACAGAUGGUAGAAACUGCACCAAUGGUUAUAAAAAUCAUGUUAACGAUCAGAACUGUGGAACAGUGUUUAAUGACCAUAUGGCUGAAUCUAAAGACUGCGUUGCAGGUUUUAGCAGUCAAACCUCUGAUUAUGAAGACAAAAUUAUGGAGGUUGGCGAUAACACCACAGACAACAAACAUGGUGUUCAGAAGACUAGUGAUCAGACCACACAUCAAGACCAUGCAGCAAAUGUUGGCAUUCAUGCUGCUGGUUAUAAACAUGGUGUUACGGAAGUUAACGUUAACCGUGGUGACUAUAAAGAUCAUGUUAAAGUGGUAAGUGGUUAUCCGGCUGACUCUAAAUGCCAUGAUGCAGAAGUUAAAGAUCGCACCACUGACUAUCAGGAAUCCCUUUUAGAUGUUGACGACAGUCCAGAUGAUUUUCAGGAUUCCGUUACGGAUAUCAGGAACCGAGGUGAGCCGAAUGCGAGUGUUUUAGACAUGCUGAACCUGGAGCACUGCUUGGUGGAUGUGGUGCAGCCAGUCAGGAGAGACAAUGACAACAGCCGCAGGGCAACGUCCCCAUUCUCAGACACCCGGCUGCUGGAACUAGAGGACAGUCUGUUGGGGGAGGGGCAAGGGACGCUUGGGAAUGUUACCGUGGACCAACAGGAGGUGGGGCUUGUGGCUCACAGGGAUCAGGCAGAGGUGGAGAUGGAGCACACUGAUCUUAUGAGGGACUCGUGGGUUGGUGCAGAGAUGAGCCCUGAUGUAUAGAACUACACCCAUGCAUACAUUUUCAUAUGCGCCUUUAUCGACUCAUGUUAAUUAGCAAAACUGUUUUUUUCGUAAUUGUCUUUUUCAUGUGUUUUUUUUUUUUUUGUUAAAAGUUAAGCCAAGUGUGCAGGAAACAUUUAGAUUUUUUAUUAUUGUCACUAUUUUAUUUAUAAUGCCUGUGAUGAAGUGAGUAAAAAAGAACUUGCUGUGCCACAAGACACAUGUAUACACACAUCUACAUUACUGUCUUAAACUCAGGGAACUUGUGGCAAAUGUCCACUUCCUUAAUAACCACCAUGCCUCUUACACUGUGUGUGGGGGUGGGAAAGACUGUCUGCCUCUUCAUCAGUACAGUGGGAAAAAGAAUAAAACAAAUGGUGCAAACAAUAAAAAAAAUCAAACCAAA